AUGAUAAUGAACAACAAAACUGUCAUCUCCAAGUUCCUCCUCCUAGGCCUGCCGAUUCCCCCAGAGUACAAACACCUGUUCUAUGCCCUGUUCCUGGCCAUGUACCUCACCACUGUCCUGGGUAACCUCAUCAUCAUCAUCCUCAUUCACCUGGACUCCCAUCUCCACACACCCAUGUACUUGUUUCUCAGCAACUUGUCCUUCUCUGACCUCUGCUUUUCCUCCGUCACAAUGCCCAAAUUGCUGCAGAACAUGCAGAGACAGGACACAUCCAUCUCCUUUUCCAGUUGUCUAACACAAAUGUACUUUUUAUUGGUUUUUGGAGACCUGGAGAGCAUCCUUCUUUUGGUCAUGGCCUUUGACCGGUAUGUGGCCAUCUGCUUCCCUUUGCAUUACACUAGCAUCAUGAGCCCCAAGCUCUGUGUGUGGCUGGUGCUGCUGUCCUGGGUGAUUACCAUGCUGUAUUCUAUGUUGCACACCAUACUCUUGGCUAGAUUGUCAUUCUGUGAAGAUAAUGUGAUCCACCACUUUUUCUGUGACAUAUCUGCUCUGCUCAAGUUAGCCUGCUCUGAUAUUCAUAUUAAUGAAUUAAUGAUAUUAAUCCUAGGAGGGCUCAUUAUAGUCAUCCCAUUCUUACUCAUUGUUGUGUCUUAUGUACAAAUAGUCUCCUCCAUUCUAAAGAUUUCUACUAAUAGGAUUAUACAAAAGAUUUUCUCCACUUGUGGAUCCCACCUGUCUGUAGUCUUACUGUUCUAUGGAACAAUUUUUGCUCUCUACUUAUGUCCAUCAGCUAAUAACUCUACUGUGAAGGAGACUGUCAUGGCCAUGAUGUGCACAGUGGUGACUCCCAUGCUGAACCCCUUCAUCUACAGCCUGAGGAACAGAGAUAUGAAAGAGGCCCUGAUAAGAGUCCUUUGCAAGAAGAAAAUAUCUUUGUGA
This is a messenger RNA of Mastomys coucha (southern multimammate mouse), 939 nucleotides long. Its product is annotated as olfactory receptor 1468-like. The record is from RefSeq and is a predicted model, not a curated record. The transcript has a single exon. Lineage: Eukaryota; Metazoa; Chordata; Mammalia; Rodentia; Muridae. Gene Ontology annotation, molecular function: G protein-coupled receptor activity; olfactory receptor activity. The coding region runs from base 1 to 939 and encodes 312 amino acids. Gene Ontology annotation, cellular component: membrane. Gene Ontology annotation, biological process: G protein-coupled receptor signaling pathway.